Messenger RNA from Metopolophium dirhodum (rose-grain aphid), 783 nucleotides. Its product is annotated as putative nuclease HARBI1. NCBI's taxonomy places the organism in Eukaryota, Metazoa, Arthropoda, Insecta, Hemiptera, Aphididae. The coding region runs from base 1 to 783 and encodes 260 amino acids. The transcript has a single exon. The record is from RefSeq and is a predicted model, not a curated record.
AUGCCUUCGCCAACUACUGAAGAUUGGUUAAAGAUUGCAAAUGGAUUUGAAAAAUGUUGGGAUUUUCCAAAUUGUGUCGGCGCCAUCGAUGGUAAGCAUAUAGCCAUACAAUGUCCACCCAAUUCAGGAUCCGGAUUUUUUAACUACAAAGGACACCAUUCUAUAGUUUUACAAGCAGUAGUUGAUGCUAAUACUAAAUUUAUAUUUAUUGAUGUUGGGGAUUUUGGUCGUAAUAGUGAUGGAGGUGUUCUUAAGGAAUCAAAUUUUGGAAAAUUACUAGAAGCUAAUAAAUUGCUUUUACCUCAGCCAAGAAAAAUAAAUAAAGAUUUAGAGUAUGAAUUUCCAUUUGUUUUUGUCGCGGACGAAGCGUAUCCUUUAAAAACCAAUUUAAUGAAACCAUUUGCACGUAGACAACUUACAAAUUUAAAGCGAAUUUAUAACGGCCGGCAAUCACGAGCGAGGAGAAUUGUGGAGUGUGCUUUCGGCAUAUUAACAAAACGGUUUAAUGUAUUUGAGAAUAAAAUGUUGGUGCAGCCUGAUAGAGCUACAAUUAUUACACAGGCUGCAUGUGUACUUCAUAAUUUAAUUAUUGACAAAGAAAGUGAUAUUCAAAUCGAUAUUCAAAAUGAAAUAGAAACAACAUGUUCACUACCAUAUCAAGAAGUCAAUAGACCUACAAACCACAGACCAACAAGAGAAGCAAUUAAUAUACGUGAACAAUUUAUGCAAUAUUUUAAUUCAGAAAUUGGAUCAGUUUCUUGGCAAAAUGUAUAUAUUGUAUAA